This is a messenger RNA of Paramuricea clavata, 650 nucleotides long. Lineage: Eukaryota; Metazoa; Cnidaria; Anthozoa; Malacalcyonacea; Plexauridae. The record is from the annotation of a GenBank genome assembly.
UUAAGAACUGUCAGUUAACAAUUACUAAGUUUAACGGGACAUACCAAGAUUGGACAAGAUUUUGGAAUCAGUUCAGUGAGACAAUCGAUAAAAGCGGAAUUCCAAGCGUUACAAAACUCGCUUACUUGCGCGAAUUACUCGACACAAACGUAAGAAAGACGGUCGAAGCUCUACCGUUCACUGGUGAGGGAUAUGUCAGAGCCAAAACUAUACUAGAAGAGAAAUAUGGGGAAAAAUGCGAAAUUAUAAAGGCAUAUACGAAGCAAAUUCUCGAACUUCCGGUCAUACCAAAUGUAAACAUUAAGAAAAUUCACGAGUUUUAUGACACUUUGAUGCAUGCCGUGCAGUCUUUGGAAACUAUGGGAUGUUUGCAGCAAGUUAAUGGAAAUGUGGCUUUAACACUCGAAAAAUUACCGGGAAUUCGUAGUGAUCUUGCAAGAACCGACCCGGAUUGGGAGAGUUGGGAUUUUGUCAAAUUUGUCGAAGCCCUACAUCUUUGGACGCGAAGAAAUCCAAUCGAACAGUCGAAUGAAACCAGAUCCCGGGAUCGUGAGUACCGUCGGCCACCUCCCCCUGGAAAAUUGUAUCACGCACGUGACCAAGUCCAACAAAGGGGGUGCGUGUACUGCAAAGAAAAAAUCAUAAAUCAA